GGAGAGGGGGGGUGACGUGAGUCCAACAGCGGAUCCCUGAGAGGCUUGGAACAGCAGCAGCAGCAGCAGCGACGGCGACGGCGGCGGCAACGCGGAGAGCGCUGUGGAGUAAGGAGGCUCUUCCUUCUGCGUAUUGACAGGCUGAAUUUGCACCAGCGUUACAGACCCUGCUGCUUACCGAGCGAGUGAUCGAGAGAACGCAGACAUGGCGGGGCAUUACUGAGGGGGAACAGGCGCCCACCCCUUCCCUUAGUAGCCCGGCUACGUGCUCUUUUAUCGUCCUCUGACCCAUGCACUGCUGAUUCGCUGCAGAAUAAGGACUGUACUGAAAAGACGGGGGACCAAGAAAAAGGAACAAAAAUUGCAGGAAAAGCGUGGCAAAUAAAAGCUAAAAGAAUGGCGGACCGUGAUACCCUGGCGCUUCCUCUGGAGGUGAGAGCCAGGCUGGCCGAGCUGGAGCUGGAACUGUCCGAAGGUGACAUCACACAGAAAGGCUAUGAAAAGAAGAGGUCAAAACUACUUGGGGCCUACUUGCCACAGCCGCCAGGGGUGGAGCCAUCACUGCCUCAAGAACGCCGAACUCCAGUCACCCCUUCCUCCUCUUCCAGAUACCACCGCCGCCGGUCAUCAGGCUCACGGGAUGAGCGGUACAGAUCAGAUGUACAUACAGAGGCAGUACAGGCAGCUCUGGCCAAACACAAAGAACGGAAGAUGGCCGUGCCCAUGCCCUCCAAGCGCCGCUCACUGGUGGUGCAGACUUCAAUGGAUGCUUAUACACCCCCAGGUGAGCUACAUAAACCAAGCAGAGAUACAUCGUCUGGAUCAGAGGAAGAAGGUUCAGUCCAAGGUGACUCCCAGGGGACACCUACAUCCAGUCAGGGCAGCAUUAAUAUGGAGCACUGGAUAAGCAGAGCAAUUCAUGGAUCAACCACCUCCUCUACCACAUCCUCGUCCUCCACUCAGAGCGGGGGCAGUGGUGCUGCCAACAGGCUUGCUGAUGUCAUGGCACAGACUCAUAUUGGGCCAAUUGCUCAUCAUUCACUGAAGAGAAAAACAAUUCCUGGCACAGUUGAGAAUGGAAACUCAUUGCGUCGGUCCUGCGAAUUUGGAUCGGAGCUCACCUGGCAACCGUUGGAAACGGAGGAAAACCACUCCGCACCUCCGGAUGUCACAACUUACACCUCAGAGCACUCCAUACAGGUGGAGAGACCCCAGGGCUCAACCUCACGGGCAGCUCCCAAAUACGGCAACGCAGAGCUCAUGGAAACUGGAGAUGGUGUGCCAGUCAGCAGCAGAGUUUCUGCUAAGAUCCAGCAGUUGGUGAAUACCCUGAAAAGGCCCAAACGACCACCUUUAAGAGAAUUCUUUGUUGACGAUUUUGAGGAGCUGCUAGAAGUGCAACAGCCUGACCCGAACCAGCCUAAAUCUGAAGGAGCACAAAUGCUGCCCUUGAGGGGGGAGCAACUAGGAGUAGUUACAAACUGGCCACCUUCCUUAGAAGCUGCCUUACAAAGAUGGGGUACCAUUUCUCCUAAAGCGCCGUGUUUAACAACAAUGGAUACAAAUGGAAAACCACUGUAUAUCCUAACUUAUGGAAAGCUGUGGACCAGAAGUAUGAAAGUGGCCUAUAAUAUUUUACAUAAACUGGGAACAAAGCAGGAACCAAUGGUUAGGCCAGGAGAUCGAGUAGCUCUUGUGUUUCCUAAUAAUGAUCCUGCAGCUUUCAUGGUGGCAUUUUAUGGUUGUUUAUUAGCAGAAGUUGUACCUGUACCAAUUGAAGUGCCAUUAACAAGAAAGGAUGCUGGUAGCCAGCAAAUUGGUUUUCUCUUAGGAAGCUGUGGAGUCACAGUUGCAUUAACGAGUGAUGCUUGCCACAAAGGAUUACCUAAAAGUCCAACUGGGGAAAUACCACAGUUUAAAGGUUGGCCAAAACUGUUAUGGUUCGUUACAGAAUCUAAGCAUUUAUCCAAGCCUCCAAGAGAUUGGUUUCCUCAUAUCAAGGAUGCAAAUAAUGACACUGCCUAUAUUGAGUACAAAACCUGUAAGGAUGGAAGUGUGCUGGGAGUGACUGUGACAAGAAUUGCACUUUUGACCCAUUGCCAGGCUCUUACUCAGGCUUGUGGAUAUACAGAAGCUGAGACAAUUGUGAAUGUACUUGACUUUAAAAAGGAUGUUGGUCUUUGGCACGGCAUUCUCACUAGUGUAAUGAACAUGAUGCACGUAAUCAGUAUCCCAUAUUCUCUAAUGAAGGUGAAUCCUGUCUCCUGGAUACAGAAAGUGUGUCAGUACAAGGCAAAAGUAGCAUGUGUUAAAUCAAGAGACAUGCAUUGGGCCUUGGUGGCACAUCGGGACCAGAGAGAUGUUAAUCUGAGUUCUUUGCGCAUGUUAAUAGUGGCUGAUGGGUCGAACCCUUGGUCCAUUUCUUCCUGUGAUGCAUUCCUCAAUGUCUUCCAAAGUAAAGGUCUCCGACAGGAGGUCAUUUGUCCUUGUGCUAGUUCUCCAGAAGCUUUGACAGCGGCAAUUAGAAGGCCAACAGAUGAUACCAACCAACCACCAGGUCGAGGCGUUCUCUCAAUGCAUGGUUUGAGUUAUGGUGUCAUUAGAGUGGAUUCUGAGGAAAAGCUGUCUGUUCUGACGGUACAAGAUGUUGGAACAGUGAUGCCAGGAGCUCUUAUGUGUGUAGUGAGACCAGAUGGGAUUCCUCAGUUAUGCAAGACAGAUGAAAUUGGAGAGAUAUGUGUUUGCUCCAUUGCUACUGGUACAUCCUACUAUGGUCUGUCUGGUAUGACCAAAAAUACAUUUGAGGUUUUCCCCAUGACAGGUUCAGGUGCACCCAUCAGCGAAUACCCAUUUGUAAGAACUGGAUUGCUGGGGUUCAUAGGUCCUGGUGGGCUGGUGUUCAUUGUGGGAAAAAUGGAUGGACUGAUGGUCGUGUGCGGGCGUAGGCAUAAUGCUGAUGACAUAGUUGCCACUGCCCUUGCUGUAGAACCCAUGAAAUUUGUCUACAGGGGAAGAAUAGCUGUGUUCUCCAUAACUGUUCUUCAUGAUGAGCGCAUAGUGAUUGUUGCAGAACAAAGACCAGACUCAACAGAGGAAGACAGUUUCCAGUGGAUGAGCAGAGUUCUACAGGCAAUAGACAGUAUUCACCAGGUAGGUGUCUACUGUUUAGCACUUGUUCCAGCCAACACACUGCCAAAAACACCCCUUGGAGGCAUUCACCUGUCAGAAACCAAACAGCUUUUUCUGGAAGGCUCUUUGCAUCCUUGCAAUGUACUGAUGUGUCCACACACUUGUGUUACCAACUUGCCCAAACCAAGACAAAAGCAACCAGAAAUUGGUCCUGCCUCUGUGAUGGUAGGAAACUUGGUGUCUGGAAAACGCAUUGCUCAAGCCAGUGGACGGGAUCUUGGACAGAUUGAAGAUAAUGACCAGGCAAGAAAGUUCCUUUUUCUCUCAGAGGUUUUACAAUGGAGAGCACAGACUACGCCGGAUCAUAUACUUUACACGCUACUGAAUUCAAGGGGAACAAUAGCAAACUCUUUAACAUGCCUUCAGCUGCACAAGCGAGCAGAAAAGAUUGCUGCAAUGUUGGGGGAGAGAGGCCACUUGCAGGAUGGUGAACAUGUAGCGCUGGUGUACCCACCAGGAAUAGACCUGAUUGCAGCAUUUUAUGGGUGCCUCUACGCAGGCUGUGUGCCAAUAACAGUCCGACCUCCACAUCCACAGAAUAUAGCAACUACCCUGCCAACUGUGAAGAUGAUAGUGGAGGUUAGUCGGUCAGCUUGCAUCAUGACAACUCAAAUAAUCUGUAAAUUGCUACGGUCAAGAGAAGCUUCUGCAGCUGUUGACAUUAGGACAUGGCCUCCAGUUUUAGAUACAGAUGACUUGCCAAAGAAAAGGCCACUGCAGAUUUACAAGCCCUUGAACCCAGACACAUUAGCUUAUCUGGAUUUUAGUGUAUCCACAACAGGAAUGCUUGCAGGAGUAAAGAUGUCUCACACAGCUACCAGUGCCUUCUGUCGUUCAAUCAAACUGCAGUGUGAGCUCUACCCAUCUCGAGAAGUGGCCAUCUGUUUAGACCCAUACUGUGGACUGGGGUUCGUUCUGUGGUGCCUCUGCAGUGUUUAUUCAGGGCACCAGUCAAUUUUAAUUCCACCAUCUGAACUUGAGACAAACCCAGCGUUGUGGCUUCUUGCAGUUAGUCAGUACAAAGUUCGUGACACCUUCUGUUCCUACUCUGUGAUGGAGCUCUGCACUAAAGGCCUUGGUUUGCAGACAGAAUCACUCAAGUCAAGAGGAUUAGACCUGUCGCGUGUGCGGACAUGUGUUGUUGUAGCUGAAGAGAGGCCAAGAAUAGCUCUAACCCAGUCAUUCUCCAAGCUCUUCAAAGAUUUGGGACUGCACCCUCGAGCUGUUAGCACAUCUUUCGGUUGCCGAGUCAACUUGGCUGUUUGUUUGCAGCCUCACAGGCUGGGGAAGCUAGCCGAGCAGGGGACUUCAGGACCUGAUCCAACUACUGUGUAUGUUGAUAUGAGGGCUCUGAGACAUGAUAGGGUUCGAUUAGUAGAAAGGGGCUCACCUCACAGUUUGCCUCUCAUGGAGUCUGGAAAAAUAUUGCCAGGUGUUCGAAUUAUCAUUGCCAACCCUGAAACAAAGGGACCCUUAGGAGAUUCACACCUUGGGGAGAUUUGGGUUCAUAGUGGUCAUAAUGCCAGUGGAUACUUCACCAUUUAUGGAGAUGAGUCUCUACAAUCUGACCACUUCAAUUCCCGCUUGAGUUUUGGAGACACGCAGACAAUCUGGGCUCGAACUGGAUACCUCGGUUUCCUGAGAAGAACAGAACUUACGGAUGCAAGUGGAGAAAGACAUGAUGCCCUUUAUGUUGUUGGUGCACUAGAUGAAGCAAUGGAGCUUAGAGGCAUGAGAUACCAUCCUAUUGACAUCGAGACUUCAGUAAUAAGGACACACAAGAGCAUCACUGAAUGUGCGGUGUUCACCUGGACCAACCUUCUAGUUGUGGUGGUGGAGCUGGAUGGAUCAGAGCAGGAGGCCUUGGACCUUGUUCCUUUGGUCACUAAUGUCGUUCUGGAAGAACAUUACUUGAUCGUUGGUGUAGUGGUAGUUGUGGACAUUGGAGUGAUCCCUAUAAACUCUCGUGGAGAGAAGCAGCGUAUGCACCUCCGGGAUGGAUUCUUGGCAGACCAGCUAGAUCCCAUAUAUGUGGCCUACAACAUGUAGCCUCUCGCAUUUAGGCUUGCAUUGACUAUUCUCUCUGUACAUAAUGCAAAACAAUUGUGGUUUUUACUUCAAUUGUGCAGAAAAAAAGGAAGGAUGAUACAGAAACAAUUCUGCUAGAACAAAAUUUAAAGAAGCACUCUGGAUUGACAAGAACAAUGUGAAGUUAUUCAUUUUUUUAUGCCACUAAAUUUUAACACAAAGACACUGAACCCUUCACAGAAUUCAUCUAGGGAAGGAACCCCACUGUAGAGUGUAUUUGUUGCCUAUUUGGAUAUUACUGCUUUUUAAGUACGUGUGGCUUUCUAUUUUUAUGUUACGUAUGCUGAAGUUGCUCAUUAUGUUACCAGUUCUCUAAAACAGAGAGGUUUUUAAAAGAUUUACAUUCUGUUAUGGAAAGGAAACAUUUUAAGUUGUUUACUAUUUUUAAAAUGUAAAAUGUUGCAUAUAGAGACCUAUUACUGAUACGGGACAUAUGCUUUGUCCUGUCAUAAUAUGAAGAGGUACGAGGUGUUUUUGCUUCUGCAAAAUUCUUUUUCCAGCCCAGUUCUUCAUUCACAGGUUGGCACAUCAGGAAUCCCUGAAAGCCGCCGUCCAUUUUUUCCCCUCCCAGUGUCGAAACAGUGAAAUGUUUAUCUCUCAGUCUUCACGUGUUUUAUAUAGUUGUACUAGAAAACACUACGUUACUUCAUAUCAUGUAAGUAUGUAAAAAAAGAACUUUUAAUUUAUUUUGUUCUCUUUAGAAAUAUAUAAGAGUACACAUUCAAAAAUGAUUUACUCUUGAAAUAUUUGCUAAUAUAAAACAAAGUGUUGUAUUAUCUUGAGUGAAUAGUAUCACAUCAAGUAUAUAAAAAUAUAUAUAAAUAUAUAUUUAAAAAAAAUAUCAAAGAAACUCCUAGGAUUCACCAAUGAAAACCAUUUGAAAUGCAGUACUUCUCACUUGCAUGGUGCCCUUUGUUUGGUUUUUGGUAGAUGAAACGUUUCUUUGGCAGUUGGUCCCCGUCACCCAGAGAUAGAUACCAUCGAGCUGUUUCAUGGUUGUGGAGUGCACUUGUGGCUUGGUGACUCCUGUCAUCAUUCCGAUUUGUGCUGGCAUGCCGGACACCCGUUUGUUGUUUAAAAGGACAAUCUGGCAAGAAGCGAUGUCGUCAUGCGUUGUAAAGUGUUGUAGCCUUGCACGAGGGGGUCAGUAAGAAAGAAAUCACAUUUCACCUCUGGACGUAAUGUCGUGUGAAGAACGUGUAGUUGCAUGCCAGGCACUAAAUUCCAGCACAAAUGAGGCAGCUAUGGAGUGAAGGAGUGACCCCAAGAUGAACGGGAAUUGGCAGCCUUUCUCAUUUGCUAUGCAUUACCUAAACAUGUCUGUCUGCACAUGGCCUUUUAUCUCAUACAUUUCUGUGUGAAGUUUUGAGUUUUCUUUUUUUUAUGUCAUUUUUUUUUUUCUCCAAUUACUUUUGUAAUCUUUUAUUUUUUAAAAAAAAGCUGUGAUUUUUAUCAGAAAUUAUAUCUCGGAUUUAAAAGUCAAAUACUGUUGAAAUCAUAUCUUGCUACUAACAUACCUGAACUACUGAAGUUUGCAUCGGACCACUUAAUAGUGUACUGGAGUCAACUACAGAAAGGAUAACCUGCAGUAAGAAGAGCUCCACGGGCACAAGAUGGGCUCAGCGGGGCACAUCUGCAGUUGGCCACAUGUUUCUCAGCAUCCUAGCAGUCCAAUGAAAUCCUUAAGCCAGGAAAUCAACUUUGGGUAAAGCUGCACAGGGAAAAUGUGUAAACGUGGGAGUUACUCGGACCCUCCUCAGUUAGUAGUCACACAUUCAUGAUUGCCAUGCUGUAUCAUGGGACCACAUUUUAGAUACUUGGAUAAAUGCAUGUACUGUACAAUAACUUCUCUUCCAUCCAGUGGCAUCAGACCACAUUGACAUUCUUGCCCCUCGCCCACUUUUAUUUUUAUUUUUUUUGUAUUGGCACGUGUGCCUUCCCUUUUACAGCUAAACAGAUGUCUUCUUCAUGAGGCAGCAGGCCUUCACAGGUUCUUCUUCUUGUAUGUGUUCCGUUUAAAAAGGCCCCCUAAUUUCAAUUAGUCGAGUUUCUUUUUUUUUUAAGGUCCACAUUGACAUGGUUUUCUGUGGAAGACACAAAUUAUUUAAACUUCUAAAGUUCUUAGCACGUGCCUGUUUCCAAACGUUGUCCUCCAAAUAAACAAAAGCAGUUCCUUAUUGUGUAGAAAUGUGUGAUGUAAUUAAGCAACCGUCUCUUUGGAUUGAAAAAUGAACCCUUGUUUUGUUCGAGUGUCUGCAUGUUGGUUGUAAAUGUUGCUCACUCCCAGAAAAACACCACAUGUGUAUUUCAGACUUCUGUUUUGGACACUUGAGGAGCAGCACGCGUGGCCGGUGGUCUGGCGGGGGGUUUAUGGCACUUGCUGCUUCAGUGCACUUGAUAGGACUUGCUCGUGUGUGUUUAAGCCGUUUUUCGGAGAAGCAGUCAGGAAGGUUGCCUCAUGUCAUGGUUGAGUCCACGUUUUUAAAGCUAUUGGAGAUUCUACAUCAUUACUUUUACUCUUGUCUGUCAUUUUGAGUUUUUAUUUUGACAAUUUUCCAAAUCCAGUCACACAAAUGGAGUUCAUGAAGCAAUGGAGACCGGCCAACACCUUCAAAGGACGUUUCUUCUUUCUGUGCAGCAGGCUCCCAGUAUUCCUCCGUUACUGACCUUAACCCCACUGCAGCCUACCAGUAUGAAAUUUAUUUAUUUAUUUAAUUUUAUUUUUUUUUUUCUUUUUUCUUAAUGUGUGACUGUCCUGUGUGUAUGGUGUUCGAUUCUGUAUCCUUGACAGGUUGUCGUGAUUUACUUUUCUUGUAUUGUUGCAAAACAUGGAAAGAUCAAAUGUUACGAGUCCAGGAGGACUAAGCAAUAAAGGAUUGUCCUGUAUUAGAAUUUGUACUGUAGAUAAAACCAUGCAUCAGAAUGUACAAAAACUACAACUGGUAAUUGUGUUGUGACCUCGUGCUGUUUAAAGUUGGGAAACAAAUUACAAUCAGACUUGAUGCACGUGUACGAGAAGAAAGCGAGUACACGACCAUUCUAGAAAUACACAACAACUCGAAAUGAAACAGAGUCCUCAUGGUGCUUGAUUAUUAUAUAUAAUCCUGCUUGACACUUUACCCAAGGGGAAGUUUUUAUCCCUUUUAUCAGUUGAAUGUUAGCAGCGUUAUUUCAUUGAGUCUGUGGAUUGGUUGACGAACUUUCAUAGACUUAACCAAUUGCAAUUGAGAUUUUUUUCUGCGCAACAGGAUAGCAACCUUUCUUGUAUGUUAAACCACCAGUACGCUUUGUACAUCUGUGAUAACGCCUGUUUUAUAUUCAAAUGAACAAAAUAAAAGCUUUUAUUUUUGUUGCUCUGAGAAA
Messenger RNA from Polypterus senegalus (gray bichir), 8640 nucleotides. It is a transcript of the gene dip2ca, whose product is annotated as disco-interacting protein 2 homolog Ca. Bases 397 to 5238 code for a protein of 1613 amino acids. NCBI's taxonomy places the organism in Eukaryota, Metazoa, Chordata, Cladistia, Polypteriformes, Polypteridae. The transcript has 39 exons. The record is from RefSeq and is a predicted model, not a curated record.